Messenger RNA from Nylanderia fulva, 1712 nucleotides. It is a transcript of the gene Pop2, whose product is annotated as CCR4-NOT transcription complex subunit Pop2. Gene Ontology annotation, cellular component: CCR4-NOT complex. The record is from RefSeq and is a predicted model, not a curated record. NCBI's taxonomy places the organism in Eukaryota, Metazoa, Arthropoda, Insecta, Hymenoptera, Formicidae. Gene Ontology annotation, molecular function: poly(A)-specific ribonuclease activity; nucleic acid binding.
AAGCGCCUGUAUUUCGUGUCACACGUACAAAGCUGAGUUCCCAAGCAGGAGAAGUCGUUCAAACCGUUCAUGAUUUGACACAACAAGAUUGUGGCUUUGAAAGUGUCGCCUCGAUUAAAUCGUUACACACUCAAACUCCGCUGACCAAGAAUAUCAUACUGAAAGUGAUAUGAAGAAGGAAAGGCCGUGACAGAGUGAAUUUGAAGAUAAGAGUAGCCUCGGUGAAUGCAGGAAUAUGCCUUCAGCUACCGUGUUCUAUAGAUUGAAAGUCACAUAUAUUGACACUGAAUCAGGAACAAUGAAAGUGAAAUGUGCACAUAUGCCAAGUUAAGAAAUAAAGGACAUACAUAUUGCAGGAAUAAAGAAGCAAAGUAAAUUAAAAGCAGGUUUUAAGUGGAUGAAAAUACAUGCAAUAAAGGAAGUCUUUUGUAGAAGUCUUGUUGAUAUGAUAAUGAUAUGAUAAUACAUGUUGAAAAAGAUGCACAUCUACUAGAAGGUGGGACCAACCCAAUAGGGCAGCAGAAGGGAGGAGGGACUAUGCCCAAUAAUGAAGAAUGUGGUAUUAGAGAUGUAUGGGGACACAAUCUGGAAGAGGAAUUUCGCACAAUUCGUCAAGUUGUACAGCAAUAUCAAUACAUUGCAAUGGAUACAGAAUUUCCCGGUGUUGUAGCUAGGCCUAUUGGUGAAUUCAGAACUAACGCCGAUUAUCAAUACCAGCUCUUACGUUGCAAUGUAGAUCUUUUGCGAAUAAUUCAACUUGGUCUCACAUUCCUUGAUGAAUCGGGGAAUACGCCUGGCGGUAGCUACACAACAUGGCAGUUUAAUUUUAAAUUCAAUUUACAUGAAGACAUGUAUGCACAAGAUAGUAUAGACAUGCUACAAAAUAGUGGUAUACAGUUCAAAAAACAUGAAGAGGAAGGCAUCGAUCCUUUAGAAUUUGCCGAACUGCUAAUGACAUCCGGAAUUGUUCUUGUUGAUGACAUAAAAUGGCUAUCCUUUCAUUCUGGCUACGACUUUGGUUAUUUGCUGAAACUUCUCACGGAUCAGAAAUUGCCACAGGAGGAAAGUGAAUUUUUCGAACUAUUGAGGAUAUACUUUCCGACGAUAUACGAUGUAAAAUACUUAAUGAAAUCGUGCAAGAACUUAAAAGGUGGUUUACAAGAAGUGGCAGAACAACUGGAAAUUCAAAGAGUAGGUCCUCAGCAUCAAGCCGGGUCUGAUUCUCUUCUCACUGGAAUGGUCUUUUUUAAAAUGCGCGAGAUGUUUUUUGAGGAUAAUAUUGAUGAUGCAAAAUAUUGUGGACACUUAUAUGGUUUGGGAACGUCAUUUGUCAUGAAUGGAUCUAGCGGAUACAUGGACAGUAAUGGAGAUAAUGCCUCGACAUCGUAAUGUUAAAGAAAGAAUCAAUCGUAACAGAGAGAUUAUUUCAUUACAAAUAAAAUGUUACAAAAAAAUCUUUUCACUUAAUGAUCAAGUGUAUGGUUCAUAUCCGCAAUAUUAUAUCGACAUCAUUGCUGCAGGUUCCACUUGAAAGUCGAUUUAGACAUGUUCUUUUUCAGAUCUACGAACCUUUUUUUUUUAAUUUUUUUUGGAUUCAAUAUAAGUCUGUGACUCUUUUAUAGAUUCCUUCUGUGAUACGUACCACCAAUCGAAAAUAUUUACAACACUAAACCGCAAAUAAAAAAUAUGUAAUAUAAUUUUUUUUGUAAACA